GGCACGCUGCAGUCGGCGGAGAUUUUAAGAGGUCCAUUUUUCCUCUUCUGGGGCUCAUUCCUCCCGUUCCCCUUCCUUCUCUGCCUUCUCUCGGACGCAUUCAGCCAUUUGAAGGGGCACCUAUAUUUCCCAGCAUCUCGAAACAUAUAGGCAAAUGGAGCAAACCUAUGGAGAGGUGAACCAGUUAGGCGGCGUGUUCGUCAAUGGCAGACCCCUGCCCAACGCCAUACGGUUAAGAAUAGUGGAGCUGGCUCAGCUCGGGAUCAGACCCUGCGAUAUAAGCCGACAGCUCCGGGUCUCCCACGGCUGCGUGAGCAAGAUUUUGGCGAGGUACAACGAGACGGGCUCCAUCUUACCCGGUGCAAUCGGAGGGAGCAAACCACGGGUCACGACGCCUAACGUGGUGAAAAAUAUCAGGGAAUACAAACAAAACGACCCCGGGAUCUUUGCCUGGGAGAUCCGGGACAGGCUUUUAGCAGAUGGAGUUUGUGACAAGUACAAUGUCCCAUCGGUUAGUUCGAUCAGCAGGAUUUUACGCAACAAGAUUGGAAAUCUCUCCCAGCCCAACCAAUAUGAGAGCAGUAAGCAAGCCUCCGUGCAGGCCGGGCUCUCGUACAAUCACAUAUAUCCUUAUUCCUACUCCAACACCAUGUCGCCCACUGGCACUAAAAUGGCCAGCCCUCCUGGAGUACCGGUGACGGCUGGACAUGUGAGCAUAUCCAGGGCCUGGCCUUCUGCACACACCGUCAGCAACAUCCUCGGUAUACGAGCCUUCAUGGAUCCUGCAGCCAUUGCUGGGACGGAGGGGUACCCACCAAAAAUGGAGGACUGGAGUAGCGUCAACAGAGCAGCUUUCCCCGCGGCUCACACGGUCAACGGGAUUGACAAAUCAGCCAUUGACGCCGACAUAAAAUAUGGACAGCCAUCCUCGACACUGUCCAGUUAUGUCUCGGCGUGCGCUUACUCCCCCACCAACCAGUACGGAGUGUACAGCGGGCCAGCAGGCGGCUACGUGGCCCCAGGGCACCACCACUGGCAGCCGCAGAGCCCGGCCCUGUCCCACCCAGGCGGCGGGAUGAGCAUGCAUGCAGGGGAGAUCCACUCGCCGAUGGCCUUCAAGCAUCAGGCCCGAGAAGGAGAGAGAAAACCGCCCAGUCCCCUGAGCAAGCAGCAGCAGCAGCAGCAGCAACAUGAAGACUUGAACAGUGUGCAUGGACUCAGUCUCCCUACCUCAUCAUCAUAACCGGGACUUAUACCACCUUAAUUACCAGACCCAUUUAACUGAACUCAUUUCAACAACUCCAACAGUAAGUCUGAACGGCUUGUUUCCCCGAGUGUUUGCAGCUUACAGUCAAACACAGGCCUAUUCACAUGCAUAAUGAAUACAGUAUAGCUAUAUCGGUCUUUAUGGCCAUAUGAAUGUAAGCUUGCAUGGAUGUAUCGGUGUUUCCCCUCAUUGGUUGAUAGUUUGUUUUUUUUCCUCCAUUCUUUGAAAUACUCUGUCAUGGGGACAGCGGGAUUAAAAAAAACAUUUUUUUUUUUGCCAGUCCAGUCUGUCAGUGAUAAGUCUUACCUACCAUAUAUCAUAUUAUCCUAAUUUGUGGCCAAGAUCUCGAUUCUACAGUGACUCAACGAUGUGAACAAAGAGAUAGGCUAGGCCUAAAUUGUCUAAAUGUAAAAUAUUU
Molecule: messenger RNA, 1685 nt
Organism: Thunnus maccoyii (southern bluefin tuna)
Lineage: Eukaryota; Metazoa; Chordata; Actinopteri; Scombriformes; Scombridae
Gene: pax1a
Product: paired box 1a
Exons: 5
Coding region: 155-1243 (362 amino acids)
Biological process (GO): anatomical structure development; regulation of transcription by RNA polymerase II
Molecular function (GO): DNA-binding transcription factor activity, RNA polymerase II-specific; RNA polymerase II cis-regulatory region sequence-specific DNA binding
Source: RefSeq, a predicted model, not a curated record